Messenger RNA from Salvelinus sp. IW2-2015, 816 nucleotides. Lineage: Eukaryota; Metazoa; Chordata; Actinopteri; Salmoniformes; Salmonidae. The record is from RefSeq and is a predicted model, not a curated record.
AUGCAGGACCAGACAUCAGACCAGACCAUCAGGACCAGACCAUCAGGACCAGACAUCAGAUUAGACCAUCAGGACCAGAACCCAUCAGCAGUCAGACCAUCGGGUCAGACCAUCAGACCGGACCAUCAGGACCAGACCAUCAGACCAAAGACCAUCAGGAUUGACCCCAUCAGAUCAGGACCCACCACCCACCACCCACAGCCCCCUCACACCACCCACAGCACCCUAACACCACCCACACCCCUACACCACCCACAGCACACCUCUCACCACCCACAGCACCCGAACACCCAACCACAGCCACCCUCACACACCCAAGAACCCUCACACCACCAACGCAACCUCUCACCACCCACAACCCACCCUCACACCACCCAAAAACCCUCACACCACCCACAGCACCCUCUCACCACCCACAACACCCUAACAACGACCCACAGCACACUCUCACCACCCACAAACACCCAAAACACACCCACAGCCCCCUCACACCACCCAAAAACGCCUCACACCACCCAAGCACCCUCUCACCACCCACAACACCCUAACACCGACCCACAGCCCCCUCACACCACCCAAAAGAACCCUCACAACCACCCAGCACCUCCUCACCACCCACAGCCCCCUCACACCACCCACAGCAUGCCUCACCACCCCAACACCCUAACCACCACCCCACAGCAGCUCUUCACCACCACACUACCGCACACCACCCACAGCAUGUUCUCACCCCUACAACUACCCACACACCACCCACAGCCCCCUCUCACCACCUACACUUACCCACAGCACCCUCAGACGGACCAAUCCCAUUAG